GGAGUAUUCUCUGCAUCAUCUUGUGGACGAAACCACCUUCGGUCAGCCGCUCUCUGGACUUUCACCCGCCGACCUCCGCAGGGCCCACCACCUCUGUACUUCUGUCGAAUCCUAUCCUCGAGCACACAACCACCGGCAAACUGCGCAGAAGGUGCUCAGUAGUGACAGUUUGACACGUAAGUCUUAUUGGCAUAGUAGGUAUCAGUGCCAGAGCUUGGCAGGACAUGGGACUGAGGCAGCUACUACGGACUUGAACAUCAGAAGCGCCUGCCAGUGAAGGCGGUGGACAGGCACUCUGAGCAUUCACUGCACAAAUUUCGCACCACGUUCAAGCGUAGCCGCUCUGGCUCCACCCACAAUGAUCGUGGCGCCCACUUUGGACAUGGCACAAGACGGGUUCUCUUUAGGAGGAGGCACCACUCGUCCCGCCACACCACCAACAAACACCGAACAAGCCUCCGAAAAUACCCCCCUUUCUCACCCCACGACCCUACCAAAUCUUCAAGGUCCAAAGCGAAGCUAUUGCAGCCACGAUGAUCACCCAGGUGUGCCUUACGAACUAAUUAUCAAGGCCCUCUCCUCUCAUUUCGACUCCCUCUGGGACUCCUAUCACGAGCCGAAGGAAGAUGACUAUGAGAGCGACGACGAGAACGACAUGCCAGUGGAAUACGACGACUUCGAAUCGGCGUUCCGCUUGGGAGACAUCGUCCGUGUCGAAAGCGACACAACAAAUGCAUGGGCUGAGCAUAUUCCUGGGCUCGAUGGGUACUAUUCGAAGCAAGCAUUCAAGAUCAUUGGAAAGUCGUUGAUAGUCGGUGCUUGGUGGAUGAAAAAGCUGGAAAUGCAGAACAGUGAAGCUCGCGCUCUCUAUUUCCGCGAUAACGAGGGAACGUUCAUGGAGGCCGAUGAAAUGGACGAUCAUGCACUCUCGCGUCUCCGUGCAAGUGAAGGGGAACCCAUUGCCGAAGGAGAGUCAGAGACAGCAACAGCAGAGAAAGAAGCAUGGGAAACGGACUGCUGGAUGUACAAAGUUGAGCCAGUCGAACCUGUUCAGGGCUUUCCAGUCGCCGAUGUCAUGUUGUGGAAGGAAGAUAACCUCAUGCUCGACGUUGAGGCUAUGGACCACGACGACGGUGAUGAUCAUCUCGGCGACGACCAACAACACGAUGCUGAGGGCGCCGAUAAUGCCGUGCUCGACUAGUAAGUUUGUGAGGUUUCUUGUGAGGUUUCUUAGGAGGUUUUCUGGUGAGAUGGACAUCGGCUCUCCGCAGCAUUAAUGGGACGGAUAGUUGUGGAGCGUGUCAAAUUGCAAAGGUGAUGUGAUGAUGUCAGUCAACGUCAUGAGAAAGGCUGAGCGACGCCGACAGCGAAAGCACGUCAAAGUCUUGAGCUGGGGUAUAUCUGGCAGUAAUCAUCAAAACAUGCUGUCGAUAUCCGUAUCGUUCCUCCAAUAACACAAGAGAAGAAAAUCGAAAUUGAAACCCUCGA
This is a messenger RNA of Exophiala xenobiotica, 1488 nucleotides long. RefSeq lists its product as uncharacterized. The record is from RefSeq and is a predicted model, not a curated record. The transcript is spliced from 4 exons. NCBI's taxonomy places the organism in Eukaryota, Fungi, Ascomycota, Eurotiomycetes, Chaetothyriales, Herpotrichiellaceae. The coding region runs from base 359 to 1201 and encodes 280 amino acids.